Molecule: messenger RNA, 1159 nt
Organism: Manis javanica (Malayan pangolin)
Lineage: Eukaryota; Metazoa; Chordata; Mammalia; Pholidota; Manidae
Source: RefSeq, a predicted model, not a curated record
AUGUCAAAUAUGAGCCCAAAGGAGUUCAUAGCCAUUGUCCAGGCAAGGACUGAAGAGGAACCUGAUCCAGGCCCUGCCUCCUAUUACUAUAGUCUGUGGGAAUUAGCGUUUCAACCUAUGAAUUUGAGGGAGACUGAAAUGUUCAGACCAGAACACUGGGCAAGUGAAGAUGGCUCUUCAGGAGCAGGCUUCGAAGUCCUGGGGAUUUUGAGGAGGGAAACAAUGAGAAGUGAGCUAGAGAGAUGCUACAUCACCCUCACACAGUCUCUGCACCUGACCAUGAGUGGAGCUCCAUCAGGACCUGCAGGAACAGGCAAGACAGAGACCACCAAGGACCUGGGUCGAGCACUGGGCAUCAUGGUCUAUGUGUUUAACUGCUCAGAGCAGAUGGACUACAAGUCUUGUGGCAACAUCUACAAGGGCCUGGCUCAGACAGGUGCCUGGGGCUGUUUUGAUGAGUUUAAUCGAAUCUUCGUGGAAGCCUUGUCAGUGGUGGCCAUGCAGGUGAAAAGCAUUCAGGAUGCAAUUCGAGAUAAGAAACAGCGGUUUGGCUUCCUUGGGGAGGAGAUUAGCCUGAACCCCUCUGUGGGUAUCUUCAUCACCAUGAACCCUGGCUAUGCUGGCCGCACAGAGCUGCCGGAGAACCUCAAGGCCCUCUUCAGGCCUUGUGCAAUGGUUGUUCCUGACUUUGAGUUGAUCUGUGAGAUCAUGCUGGUGGCAGAAGGAUUCAUUGAAGCUCGGUUAUUAGCCAGAAAAUUCAUCACUCUCUACCAGUUGUGCAAAGAGCUUCUCUCCAAACAGGAUCACUAUGACUGGGGCCUGCGGGCCAUCAAGUCUGUGCUAGUGGUGGCAGGAUCUCUGAAGCGAGGGGACCCUGACCGGCCUGAGGACCAAAUCCUGAUGCGCUCCUUGCGAGACUUCAACAUCCCCAAGAUUGUGACCGAUGACAUGCCAGUGUUCAUGGGCCUGAUUGGGGACCUCUUUCCUGCCCUGGACGUCCCUCGGAGGAGAGACCUCAACUUUGAAGGUUUGGUUAGGAAGGCGGUGGUGGAUCUGAAGCUCCAGGCUGAAGACAACUUUGUGCUCAAGGAAAUCACUCCUCUUUUGGACUUACCUCUCCAGAAGUGCCAGACGAUCACGGCUGAGAAAUGAAAGGUUU